Messenger RNA from Phycomyces blakesleeanus NRRL 1555(-), 690 nucleotides. RefSeq lists its product as hypothetical. The transcript has 4 exons. The record is from RefSeq and is a predicted model, not a curated record. Gene Ontology annotation, cellular component: mating projection tip; cell division site. Gene Ontology annotation, molecular function: actin binding; small GTPase binding. Bases 1 to 690 code for a protein of 229 amino acids. Gene Ontology annotation, biological process: barbed-end actin filament capping; mitotic actomyosin contractile ring assembly; actin filament bundle assembly. Lineage: Eukaryota; Fungi; Mucoromycota; Mucoromycetes; Mucorales; Phycomycetaceae.
AUGCCACCAUCAUCUCACGAUAACUCUCAAGUGGACCGCAGUUCACCGAAUUACUUUAUCCGAAAAUUUAUGGAGCCUGAUAUGCGUGGUGUCACCCCCUCUUUGGUUGCACAUCUAGAGGUGAACCUGAGAUCACGUCCAAUAGACUGGGUGGUCAAGUUUAUUGAUCUUGAGGGUGUACGUGCAGUAAUAGGUGGACUCAAAUACGUAAAUCAUAAACCAGACGAAGAAAGGAAAGAGCUGCUGCUUGAUAUUGAAGUGGAAAUUACAAAGUGUAUCAAAGUCUUGCUCAACACGAGAUGGGGUAUUAGAGAAACAAUUGGUCACCCAACCUACAUCCAUUCUAUUGUGUAUUCUCUUGUAUGUCCACAUUGGCAAACACGAAAGUUUAUCUGUGAUAUGCUCUUCUUCCUGUGUCAUUGUGAGCUUCCCAAGGGACAUGAACAGGUUCUUAAAGGUUUCGAAUCAUUGAGUGCACAUCGUAAAGAUCUGGGUAUAUUUGACGGUUGGAUGAAGGAUCUCGAAAAAACCGUUGAUGGUCGUGGUAAACUUGGGUCUUUGGUGGGAGCAAACGACGAUUUUAAGCGUCUUGGAGUUUACAAUGCGCCAGACAAUCAUUUAAUGGAAUAUGCGGUAAGAAUAAGUGUCUUAGUGAACGAUCCAUUAAAUAAAGGAUAUAAUAAGAUGUAA